UAUGAGUCUGUUCACUGGCCAAUCCAUGGACGGUCCUCCUUCAACUGAACGGCAGUUGGACGACUCAUGCGUACGCGGGAAAGCGCGUGAACACAUUUGCAUGCCGAUAUUUUCGUAUCUAUAUUUUUUUAAAGCUUAAAACCGCACGUUCUUCAUUUCUUCCAUUACUAGUCCCAUCUUGUGAUAAGGACAGAAGAGUUGGGUUGUUUUAAAGUUCUUAUUCUUCUUCAUCUUGCUCAACAAUCUCAUCCUUUCUCAAGUCUCAAUUCUCGACUCUAUUUUCUGUUAGUCUUCCCUGUUUCUUUCUUUCUUGUGUUUGAUCGAGGAAGUUAAGUGGGUCUCGCUCGAAUCCGGGUUCUCAUUUCGGGUUUCUGUUCUUCUUUGCUUCGGAAAGAAGAGGACCUAGAAACUGAUGGGAAAGGCGGACAGCAUCUCAGAGGGAUCUCCUCUGCUUGCCAAUGGAGUUCCCCCAGUGGCACCUCCAUUACCAGGUCCUGCAACAACCAGUUAUCGCCAAAAGGGGCUGGUGAAGGAUGGAAGAUGCAGCUGUGUCAAUGCAGCAGUAAGGGAUUUGUGGGAUCGCCUCUUCGAUGAAGCUUGCGGAGCAGAUGUCACUAUUAAUACUGAUAAUGGUGGCAUCCUCUAUGCACAUGCUAGCAUUCUUGGAAUGUCCUCUCCAGUGAUGAAAGGCAUGUUAAAGCAAACGAGAGGCCGUGGCCGCUGGCAAUCGAUCUCCAUUCGUGGUGUUCCACUUGAUGCAGUUCGGGUUUUCAUUAGAUUCUUGUAUUCAUCCUGCUAUGAGCAAGAAGAUAUGGACGAAUUUGCAGUUCCUCUGUUGGUUUUAUCGCACGUGUUUGUGAUUCCCCAUUUGAAGCGAGUGUGUGAGCACCACCUAGAGCAUGGUUUGCUAACCAUAGACAAUGUAAUAGAUGUUUUUCAGCUUGCAUUAUUAUGUGAUGCUCCUCGCCUUACCCUCAUCUGUCACCGCAUGAUCCUGAAGAACUUUAAGGCUGUUGCUAAUAAUGAAGGGUGGAAAGCAAUGAAAAAGAGCCAUCCAAUCCUAGAAAAAGAAAUUCUUGAGUCAGUCACUGAAGCAGAUACAAGGCAAAAGCAGAGGGUCAGAAGAUUAAACGAGAAGAAGAUCUAUUUAGAACUAUAUGAAGCAAUGGAGGCCCUUGUUCAUAUAUGUAGAGAUGGUUGCCGGACAAUUGGUCCAUAUGACAAGAUUUUGAAAGAAGACCAGGCACCGUGUAAAUAUGAAGCCUGUAAAGGACUGGAAUUGCUGGUCAGACACUUUGCUGGUUGCAAACUCAGAGCUCCUGGUGGUUGCACACAUUGCAAGAGAAUGUGGCAGCUCUUGGAAUUACACUCCCGUCUCUGUGCUGAUUCAGAUAUAUGCAGGGUUCCUUUAUGCAGGAAUUUUAAGGACAGAAUCAAGAAACAGAGCAAGAAAGAUGAGAUGAAGUGGAGAAUACUAGUGAGAAAAAUCUUGAGAGCAAAGGGCAUUGGGAAAGCACCAUUCUUUUAAACAGCAAUUGCUGGGUUUUGAUGACAAAGAGUUGUAAAUGUGCAGUUACCCAUUUGUAGAUAGAAUCCCACCAAGAGGCCGUGGUGGGUGUUCCUUUUGUAUCUCAAUUUGAAAUUAUGAAGCAGAGGAUCAAUUCCAUUUCCAUA
Molecule: messenger RNA, 1674 nt
Organism: Vitis vinifera (wine grape)
Lineage: Eukaryota; Viridiplantae; Streptophyta; Magnoliopsida; Vitales; Vitaceae
Product: BTB/POZ and TAZ domain-containing protein 4
Exons: 6
Coding region: 413-1528 (371 amino acids)
Molecular function (GO): protein binding
Source: RefSeq, a predicted model, not a curated record